CACCAGCUCGAGGCCCUGGAAGCUGUUUUCGCUCAAACCCACUACCCCGAUGUGUUCACUAGGGAAGAGCUGGCUAUGAAAAUCAACCUCACGGAAGCCAGGGUGCAGGUGUGGUUCCAAAACCGGAGAGCUAAAUGGAGAAAAACAGAGAGGGGUGCUUCAGACCAAGAGGGCUCUAAGGAGACAAUGCCUGAGGUGGCACCUCCUGCAAGGAAUUUAAAUUCCCCUUCUCCAGCAGAUCAAACCAGGAAUAAAAAAGAGAGUCUGGAGAUCCAGCAGAGCCUGAGUCGAGCAGUGGGUCCUACAGGACCUUUCUUCCCUUCCUGCCUGCCGGGGACUCUUCUCAACACAGCCACCUACGCACAAGCUUUAUCCCAUGUCGCCUCUCUAAAAG
Pelecanus crispus (Dalmatian pelican) is the source of this 394-nucleotide messenger RNA. The record is from RefSeq and is a predicted model, not a curated record. NCBI's taxonomy places the organism in Eukaryota, Metazoa, Chordata, Aves, Pelecaniformes, Pelecanidae.